Gloeophyllum trabeum ATCC 11539 is the source of this 1530-nucleotide messenger RNA. RefSeq names its product cytochrome P450. NCBI's taxonomy places the organism in Eukaryota, Fungi, Basidiomycota, Agaricomycetes, Gloeophyllales, Gloeophyllaceae. Gene Ontology annotation, molecular function: heme binding; iron ion binding; monooxygenase activity. The record is from RefSeq and is a predicted model, not a curated record. The transcript has 8 exons. The coding region runs from base 1 to 1530 and encodes 509 amino acids.
AUGGCCUCCCCAAUGUCGGCACUCCUUUUCUUAGCUUUGGUAUCGGGUCUCCUGGUGUAUCGCUGGGCGAACCACCGGAGACGAUCCGGCGGUCUUCCCUACCCUCCAGGACCCAAGGGUGAUCCGAUAAUUGGGAACCUUCGCCAGCUUCCAGAUGGCAAGAAGCAGCCCCUACACAUUACCUACAAGGAGUGGUCAAAGAAAUAUGGCGAUGUCUUCUCCAUUGAAUCCUUCGGGAACCGCGUUGUGGUCCUCAACUCCGCUCAUGCUACUAACGAACUCCUCGAGAAACGCGGCAACAUCUAUUCUGACCGCAACCCCGGUGUCAUCCGGAGACUAUCAACAAACCAUCACUUCCCCGGCAUGGAUUACGACGAGGAGUUCCGCACGUACCGCAAGGUCGUGAACGCGGCCUUCAACCCGUCCGCCGUCAAGGACUACGGCAUAAUCCAGGAGGAAGAGACAUACGAGACGCUCGAGCACCUCCUCGACUCGCCCGAGAAGUGGUUCCUGCACAUGCGCCGCUCAGCGGGCUCCGUCAUCCUGCGUGUCACGUACGACCACAAAGUUCGCGCGCUCGAUGACCACCUCGUCGAGAUUAACGAGGCUGCGAUUCCGAACAACUUGCGCGCGGUCACCCCCACUGCGUUCGUGGUGAACUUCGUUCCUUGGUUGCAAUACAUGCCCGACUGGUUCCCUGGAACUGCAUACAGGCCCUUCGUCAAGGAAGUGCUGGAUGGGCACAUGCGAAUCCGGGAUACACCUUGGGUAGAGCUUAAGGAGCGCAUGGCCAAGGGUGCCAUCAAGCCUUGUUACGCCAGCAGACUCUUGGAGAUGAAGGGCCAGAUAACGGGCUCCGAUGACGAGGAGUAUGUCAUCAAGGCUUCUGCCGGUGUCAUGUAUGGUGCAGCAGUGGACACCACCCUCGGCACAAUGGCCAGCUUCAUACUCGCCAUGCUCCUCUACCCCGAAUGCCAAAAGAAGCUGCAGGCCGAGCUCGACUCCGUCGUCGGCACCAACCGUCUCCCGACGUUCGCUGACGAGGACCACCUGCCGUACCUCCGCUACUGUGUCCUUGAGACCCUCCGAUGGAACCCCGUGGCACCCCUUGGUCUGUCGCAUGCCGCCUCGCAGGACGAUGUUUACGAGGGCAUGUUCAUUCCCAAAGGAUCGAUCAUGGUCGCGAACCAAUGGGCUAUCCUACACGACGAGAACAUGUAUCCCGACCCCAUGAAGUUCUGGCCCGAGCGCUGGGACGGCCGCUUCCCCCAGGCGCGCGACGCUCGGCUCUACGCCUUCGGCUUCAACCGCCGCAUGUGCCCCGGCCGCCACCUCGCGUAUCGCUCCGUGCUCAUCAUGGCCGCGAACAUCGUCUCCUCGUUCACGCUCGUGCCGGACGAGAAGUCGCCGCUGCCCGCCAACGUCAGCCUCGGGACUGGCCAGACAUUCAAAUGCAACUUCGUCGUGCGCUCGCCGGAGCGUGCGGCGCUGAUUCGGUCGACGGCGGCGAGUCUUGACGCUUCGGAUUAG